Molecule: messenger RNA, 3437 nt
Organism: Danio aesculapii
Lineage: Eukaryota; Metazoa; Chordata; Actinopteri; Cypriniformes; Danionidae
Gene: dpysl5a
Product: dihydropyrimidinase like 5a
Exons: 13
Coding region: 133-1827 (564 amino acids)
Cellular component (GO): cytosol; cytoplasm
Molecular function (GO): hydrolase activity, acting on carbon-nitrogen (but not peptide) bonds, in cyclic amides
Source: RefSeq, a predicted model, not a curated record
CUGCAAGCGUGAGGUUUACCGGGCUGGACCAACCGAAGCAUCUGCCUGCCGGUCUAACAGGCUUUUAUUGUUCAGCAGCGCUCAAAGUGAAGGAAAACCUCUUUUUAAGGAUAUAACAAAGGAAGUUGAACCAUGUCUUCCAGCUCAGCAACGGUGCGCAUCCUCAUAAAGGGAGGUAAAGUGGUCAACGAUGACUUCACACAAGAAGCAGAUGUGUACAUCGAGAAUGGCAUCAUCCAGCAGGUGGGCAAAGAGCUGAUGAUCCCAGGUGGGGCCAAGGUUAUAGAUGCCACGGGAAAGCUGGUGCUUCCGGGUGGCAUAGACACCAGCGUUCACCUAAACGAGAGCUUCAUGAAUGGCACUACUGCAGACGACUUCUACAGCGGCACAAAGGCGGCUCUCGCUGGAGGCACCACUAUGGUGAUUGGUCACGUGCUACCAGAGAAGAACGAGUCAUUGCUAGAUGCCUAUGAAAAAUCCCGCUCUCACGCUGAUGCCAAAGCCUGCUGUGACUAUGCCCUGCAUAUGGGAGUGACCUGGUGGGGGCCUAAGGCUAGGGCUCAAAUGGAGAUGCUGGUACGAGACAAAGGGGUGAACUCCUUCCAGAUGUACAUGGCGUAUAAGGACAUGUACAUGCUGAGGGACAGCGAGCUGUUUCAGGCCCUGCAGAACUGUAAGGAUAUUGGUGCUGUGGCCCGUGUCCACGCGGAGAACGGAGAGCUGGUUGCUGAGGGUGCCCGAGAGGCUUUGGAUCUGGGUAUUAGUGGACCAGAGGGCAUUGAGAUAAGCAGACCUGAGGAGCUGGAAGCAGAGGCCGUCCAUCGAGCCAUCACCAUCGCUAACAGAGCCCACUGUCCCAUAUAUCUUGUGAAUGUUUCCAGCAUGUCAGCAGGAGACGUUUUAGCAUCGGCUAAAAUGCAAGGGAAAGUGGUGCAUGGAGAGACCACCACUGCUCACGCUGUCUUAAACGGGAUGCAGUAUUAUCACCAGGACUGGGCCCACGCAGCUGCUUUUGUCACUGUGCCGCCGCUCAGACUUGACCCCAACACACCCAAUUACCUGCUCAGCCUUCUGGGAAAUGACACUCUGAACGUUGUGACUUCGGACCACCGACCCUUCACCACCAAACAGAAGGCGAUGGGCAAAGAUGACUUCACCAAAAUCCCUCACGGCGUUCCUGGAGUUCAGGACCGUAUGAGCGUCAUGUGGGAGCGAGGAGUGGUUGGAGGCAAGAUGGAUGAGAAUCGUUUUGUUGCUGUCACCAGCUCCAAUGCUGCAAAGAUCUACAACCUUUACCCCAGAAAGGGCAGGAUCAUCCCUGGAGCUGAUGCUGACGUGGUGGUUUGGGAUCCAGAAUCAACAAGGACCAUCUCAGUGACCACUCAAUGGCAGGGUGGUGAUGUGAACCUCUAUGAGAACCUGCGCUGUCACGGCGUCCCGCUGGUCACCAUCAGCCGCGGUCGCGUGGUCUAUGAAAAUGGCAUCUUUACUUGUGCUGAGGGCUCCGGAAAGUUCUACCCUCUCCGAACCUUCCCAGACUACCUCUACAAGAAAAUGGUCCAGAGGGAGAAGUGUCAAGCACUCAAGGGGGUGGAGCGCACGCCCUAUACUGGAGAUGUGGCUGCGGUGCAGAAUUACGGGAAGAAGGAUCUGGGCCCUUCAGACGGGGACAUGAACCCACGACCCUGCACACGCCACGGGGGAGUGAGAGACCUCCACGAGUCCAGCUUUAGUUUGUCUGGUGCCCAAAUUGAUGACAACGUUCCAAAGAGAGCUUCUGCAAGGAUUCUGGCGCCCCCUGGUGGUCGUUCAAGUGGAAUCUGGUAACUGUGGAUCAACGCUUAAAAAAAAAAAGUCUGAAAUUACACACUUACGGUGCAUUCUGACAACCUCACAUCUGAUGAACAUUAUUUAAUUUAAUCACUCGCAACUAAACUCCAGUGUUGUUUUUAUAUAUAUACACAUGUGUACAAGGUGAAAAAAACUAUUUGUGCAGAAAUUGGAAAACAAGGUAUAAGUCAGAGAGAUUUGGUAAUUCAAAAUGUUACAGGGUGUUUUAAUCUGAAAUAGUUACGGUUACGCUCAACUUCAAACUCAACACCGUUUUAGUGCUAAAUUAACGACAGACAUUGGUUUUGCUACCACACUAACACAUUUACAACAUUUAUGCUGCCGUUUAAAGAAAGCUGUUUUUCAAAUGGGGACGUUAUUAGUUUGUGUAGUUGGUCAUGGCUUGAAAAAUGUGAACCAUUGUAAAGUUAUUUAAUCUUUUAACUGUUUUAAUGUGUUGGCAGAUGACUAUACAUUUACCUCAGUGUUUUUCUCUCGUGUGUAUAUUCACACCCGGCCUCUAUUACAACACUUACAGACAUCACUUUCUGACAGCAGGUGCAGAUAUCAAAAGCUAGUCUUACUUUUGUUGAGGUGUUAAUAUUCUUUAUUCCUAUUUUUAAUUCGUUUUUAACAUGCUGAUGAUUCAAAGCAAAUACAAGAAAUGAUAAAUGUCUUUGGUUUGUGACCACUUUGGUAUUUCAUUUGAAAGAAAUUCAUUUAUAUGAAGCAUUUGUUGUUUAUAAGCACAGAAACCUGACCUUCUAAAAUGUGAAUUAAAGGGAUAGAUUAGCCAAAAAUAAUAUUCUGUCAUCAUUUAUUCACCCUCAAGCUUUAUAAGUUUGUGUUAUUUGUGAUAUUUUGAAGAAUGUUUGUUGAAAUGCAGCCAUUAACAUCAAUAAUAGGACAGAAAACUGGAUGUCAAUGUCUACAAGUUUCCAACAUUCCUCAAAAUAUCUUCUUUUUUGAUCCACACUAGAAAGACGGUGGAUGUCCAUGUCUACAGGUAUCCAACAUUCCUCAGAAUAUCUUCCUUUUUGAUCCACAAGAAAGACAGUGAGUAAAUGAUGACAAAAUUGUCAUUUUUGGGUGAAUUGUCAAUAUUGUUUACGGUUACAUUUCAAAUUUUGUUAAUCUGAAAUUUGCCUUUUUUAAAUCUCAUAAUUCAAUUAUUCUUCAUAACAUUAGCAUAAUUUAGCUGUUUGUUCUAGAAUGACCUAUAUAGUGUCAUUCCAUUGGUUGCUCAAUGAACAUUAUAGCAACUAUUAAUCUGCAUGUUUACAAAUAACUCACUUCUGAUCAAUGAGCUCCAGAAAGUCCAGGGAAAAAAAAGACAGCAGACAGUUUACUGGCAAGGCAUACCUUCUGUAGAGACCAUUUAAAACACCGUAACUUUAGGUUGUACAACUCGAUGUUCCUGUGACACAAGCGGUAGAAUGGCGAGAACGUUUCUGUUGGUGCUGAAUAUUCAUGUAUUUUUUUAUUCUGUAUUUUCAGUAUGCUUUUUUCGAUUUUUUAAUAUGAGCUGUGUACGCACUACAGUUGUACGUGUUAACGUAUUGUUUAUCUCAUGAAAAAAAAGUGCAAAUAAACUCCCUUCAACCUCA